GCUUUAGAGCUUCGUUGUAUCUACACUAGUCUCGCUCGAGGAGAGGAGGAAAGCAAAAACGAACACAUGAAAAACCUAAACUGGACUGACUACUGGGCUAUACAUCUUCUCGAAAUAAACAUUGUAUGGAGAUGGAUUAACUCAUCCAUUGUGAUCAUGGGAACCAAAUUUGACCUGAAGAGACUGGAAUAUCGCUGGGUGUUUCUUAGUGUCGCUGUCUUGCUCUUGUGUGAAAAAGCAAACGCACAAGUCCGCUAUUCCAUCCAAGAGGAGCUACAGAUCGGGAGCAUGGUCGGGAAUAUAGCUAAAGACCUUGGCUUUGAUAAAACCGGGCUGGUGAAUCGGAACCUACGCAUUGUUACAGGAACAAAGCAAGAUCUUUUCCAGGUAAACCAGAGAGACGGAUCUUUGUUUGUGAACCAAAGAGUGGAUAGAGAGGAGCUCUGCGGUAAAAUGUAUCCUUGUUUUAUAAAUCUGAGAGCUGUAGUCGAAGACCCACUAGAAAUACAUCAUAUUACCGUAGAGAUUUUGGAUGUGAACGACCACUCACCCAGUUUUCCAGAUAAGGAAUAUCGAUUAGAAAUUCCAGAAUUAACAAUGCCGGGUGCACGAUUUCAGGUUGAAGGGGCACUAGACCAAGAUAUAGGCCUCAAUGCUUUGCGUUCCUAUAAAAUGAGCCCAAAUGACUAUUUUUUCUUAGAAAUAGAGGACUUGCCUAAUAAUAAAAUUCCCUUUAUAGUACUGAAAAAGGCCCUGGAUAGGGAACUUAUUUCACAGUACAACAUGAAACUAACAGCAAUGGACGGUGGCAGCCCGAAUAAGACUGGUUCCCUGAAUAUUACAGUUAUUGUCUUGGACGCUAACGAUAACGCGCCCCAGUGUGAACAUCAAAAAUACACAGUCACAGUACCAGAAAAUGUUGCACUGGGUACAGUUUUAAUAAAAAUUAAUGCAUCGGAUGCAGACGAAGGAGUUAACGGUGAAAUUGAAUACUCAUUCCGUAGUACAAUCAGGAGUAAAGCAUCGGAAUAUUUCAGUUUAGACGAAAAAACAGGUGAUAUUGCAGUCAAAGACCAGAUUGAUUUCGAAGAAAAGCAUGUUUAUGAGCUAAAUGUCCAAGUAUCUGAUAAAGGAACCUUACCAAUGACUGCCUUUUGUAAUGUUUAUGUGAAAGUGGAGGAUGUAAACGACAACAAGCCCGAGAUAGACAUCACCUCUUUGUCCAGCCAGAUUCCCGAGAAUGCACCUCUCGGUACGGUUGUGGCGCUUGUGAGAGUAACAGAUCUGGACUCAGGUGUGAAUGGGCAGAUUGUUUGUACAAUACCGAAAGAACUGCCGUUUGAUUUAAAACCUUCUUCCGAGAGCAGAUUCUACUCGUUAGUGACGAAAAGCCAAUUAGACAGAGAGUCGGUACCGCAGUAUGAUAUUACUAUUACAGCGAGAGAUCUGGGAACUCCCGCAUUAUCCUCCUUUAAAACAGUUACGGUUGAAUUAUCAGACAUUAAUGACAACAGCCCAGUCUUCUCAGAGAGUCCAUACGCUUUGUACUUGCUGGAGAAUAAUGAUAUUGGUGCGUCUAUAUUUACCAUUAGCGCUCAUGACGCAGAUGAAAAUGAAAAUGCCGUGAUAACCUAUUCUCUUGGGAAUGUCUUUCACAGCCGAAGUGUAGCAUCCUUCUUAAAUAUUAAUCCCGAUAAUGGUAACAUUUACGCGCUGAAAAGUUUUGAUUUCGAAAUACUAAAAACUUUCCAAUUUCAAGUGCUUGCCAAAGACUCUGGGACCCCGUCACUAAGCAGCAACGUCACAGUGAACGUGUUCAUUCUGGACCAGAACGACAACGCUCCAGUCAUCUUGUCCCCGGUCAACACUAACGGGUCGACAGAAUUUGUGGAGGAGAUUCCGCGCAAUGUGAUCGCAGGACAUUUGGUGACUAAAGUAAGAGCUUAUGACCCUGAUAUAGGAUACAAUGGCUGGUUAUCAUUCUCUUUGCUGCAAGUUACUGACCCCACUCUGUUUGGUUUGGAGCGCUACACAGGACAGAUCAGGACACUUCGGCCAUUCAUGGAAUCAGACAAAGCUGAUCAUAAACUAAUUGUUCUGGUUAAAGACAAUGGGAAUGUUUCACUUUCAGCCACAGCAACUGUGAUUGUCAAAGUAGUGGAGACGAAAGAAGCCUUCGCAGCGUCAGAUUUUGAAAAAGUAGUACAAAAGGAGAACGAGAACAACGUCACUUUUUAUUUGAUGAUCUCUCUUGGGACCGUAUCAGCACUUUUUGUCAUCAGUAUUAUUGGCUUGAUAGCCAUGCAGUGUUCUAAACCUCAAGAUGAAUCUCCAAAGUACACACGGGAUUCCAAUUACGUGGAUACGAGCGGGAACGGAACGCUUUGCCACAGCAUCCAGUACAGGUCCGGAGAGAAACGGUACAUGUUAGUUGGGCCCAGAAUGAGUAUCGGUUCUACGUUUGAUCCAAACAGCAACGCGAACACUCUGGUGGUCCGAGAUCAUAGGAGUCUAAUUUCCGGAGAGGUAAGAAGCGAAUUAUGA
Molecule: messenger RNA, 2544 nt
Organism: Scleropages formosus (Asian bonytongue)
Lineage: Eukaryota; Metazoa; Chordata; Actinopteri; Osteoglossiformes; Osteoglossidae
Product: protocadherin alpha-8-like
Exons: 1
Coding region: 67-2544 (825 amino acids)
Biological process (GO): homophilic cell-cell adhesion
Cellular component (GO): plasma membrane
Molecular function (GO): calcium ion binding
Source: RefSeq, a predicted model, not a curated record